CACUAGAUAACUUAGAAAAAUGUUUGAUAUAUUGGGUGCAAAAGCAUUUAAUAGAUUAGAAAGUCAGAUUUUUGCAAAAAAUUCGUCUUUUCGGAAGGUUAUUUGUAGUUCAGCAUGAGACUUUGCGUAAGAAGUUACCACACUUUGGUGGUAUGACGUUCGAAAGGUUUCCAUGAUAAAUUUUACAUGUUGUGCAAUAAGAUAACGAUAGAUAGAAAUGCUCCAUGAGCUGGUUGCCUAAUUUCAUGCGGGUUUUGAGUUUUUCAUCUUAUGUAAAUUUUUUAUAAAGUGGGGAUUUUACUGUAAUAUAUAUAGAAAAAUAUCAACAUCACUUUUCAGGAAUUUCAUAACUUAUAAAUGCCUUGGAAUCAUCAACGUUAGGACCGCAAAAAAGUUCCACAGAAAAGGGAAACAUAGUUUACGAGUUUGACAGAAAUUUUGUACGUACCUGUACGUGAACAUGCUGGAAUCUUAUUUGUGCAUUAUUUGUAUAGCAACAGAAAUAAAUGAUAAACCGAUUCUUUGAAAGUUUAUUUGAAUCGAGUUACAAUUGGCGAAAAGUGGCCACUUCCUGUCUGUUAAUCCACUUCGAUUAAAUGCACUUCUUCUGAAGUUAUUCGAUUUAUUACCUGAACGUUCUUUUUCAUUUCAAUUCAUUGCCUUUCUUUGCAACCGAGUUUUUAAGGGUUUAAUAAGUGAAUGUGGCUUUCGUUGCAACGACUUUCUCCGAAAAGGAAUUCUUAAUACAUGCCAAACAUGAUACAAAGAAAAAUUUCUCUUCUAUAAAUUUAAAAUUUUAUAUGAAUUAUUACAACACUGCCGAAUCGUCGAUUUCGGAGUGGACGUAUUUAAAAGAAAAUCUUCAACACGCAAUGGCUGACGUCAUAAUUCAUAUGAGUGAUAUCCGCUUUCUUGGGAAUCCACCUCAAUUUAAGAGAUUUGGUCGUUGAUAAGUUGGAUUAUUACAACACUGCCUAAUCGUCGAUUCCCGCGUAGACGUAUUUAAAAUAAAAAUUUUCAACGCCUAUGAAUAACGUAAGCUUUUUUUACUAUUCAUUUUAUCGCUCAUUACCACUUACAGAAAAAGGUCAUGAUCGAACAAUACUCGAAACAGCGACACUGUUGUAAAUGUUCCACGAAAUUUUGAGUUAUACACACGUAUACAGAUUUAUAUAAUAGAUAAUAGGGGGAUAAUUUUAUUAUUAUUGAAUGGAAUUUUCUGUAAACAUUGUAAUGGUGAUUAAAUGUUAAUCUUGACGACAAUUCGUGAUUACGAACGUCAGUUGACUUCGACAACGUGUCUGUAAUCCUCGUAUUUCAAUUUCGACUUUACUUAACAUAGCAGCCUAAAUACCCUGAGGUAUAUAAAGUUAGAAUGCGCGCGCUGCUUUGCACUGCGGUUAGAUGCUUUUUUCAUCUCUCUAGUAUCAAAGCUGUGAAUUACUACCGAUAUUUCUGCGUGUUCUCCACAAUGACACAGCAGAUAAAGGCAGAGAAAAUAUUUUAGGUAUAAAUCAUCCAAAUUUGCCUAAAGCAGGGUUAGGGUAAGAUACACUCCAACCGUACAUAUCAUCACCUUCAGUAUGGUGACAUUUGUCAAAAGCUUUCAAGGGAUACAUAUUUUCAACAAAAGUGAAACCUCCUACCGCAUGAAACCCCACCCGUGGAAACUUCUUCAACAAAAACGGGAGUGCAAUUACAGUCUUUCCCAUUUGUAAUGGGAACGUGGAGCAAACGUUUGCGAUUUCAACUAAUAGUAUUUACUGUGACUACCUUCGUGAUGCCAAACAAAUAUCUUCAAACCUUAUCGUCAGCAAUAGUUAUUCCUCCUGUUGGACAUUCAUCAAAUACGUCAAAUAAUACAUAUAGCUGGAAUAUAUUGAAAGCAAAGUGUCGAUUUGGCUCGUUUCAGUCCGAUGGUUCUUGCAUAUGUAGGAGCGCCGACUGUGCAGGCUUUGGAAAAAACACUAACCUGUGUAUGUCGCGAGAUAGCGGAAAUCACUGGGAUUUUCCUAAUGCCUGCUACAUGCUCGAACAUGCUUGCAAUUCCAGAAAAAAGAGAUUGUUUUACUGGAAAGGACAUUGCAAUACUACCGCAGGUGAACCACGAGAUGCAUCGGGCGAGUUUUGUGAAGGAGAUGACGUAUUUUACUGUAAAAAUGAUGGGAUAUGUAAAUACGUAAAUCCUUCAAAGGAGCGACGAUGUCUAUGCAAAACUGGUUAUCGAGGAGAAAAAUGUGAGAAGAAAUUAUUGUCAAGGCGGAAAAGGUAUCACAAAAAGAACUUUUUGAGAUUAAUACAAAGGAAAAAAGCUCAUUUCAUGAUGAAUCGUAUGUUCCGAUUCAGAACUAGACGCUCAGCUCCAGAGACAUUACAAGAUGGUCAUUCUAAUAAUACACCAAACAUCACGUAGGCGAAAAUUCCGCUGACGUCUAGAGACAGAUAAGAAGUAAUUGGAGUCGCCUGGACAAAGGAAAGUACUCUUCAUGACACCGCAAGCAAUUCAAGUUAGUGGUGUAUGCAUUUGUGAUUGAAAGAUGAGUUAUGGACAAUCCAACAUACACUGUGCCCCUUAUUUAUAAGUAUUUAUUGCUUAGCUCUGCCAAGCGAAUAAUCAUUCUGACAUAUUUGUGUUUUUAAAUUGAAUUAAGUUACCGCGAAGUACAGUGGAAUUGAAAUGCAAAGUAUAUAUAUGAUACAAAAUCGAAGUGCUUAUUCCAAGGUUUACAAAACCGUUAAAAGAAAUUGUCGCGGGCGUUGCCGGUAGAGAGGAGAAUUAUCUCGCCUCGGGCGAGAAGUAGAAACAAGUAAUUGUGCGAUUUCUAACUUUAUUCGCGAAUAAGAUCUAAAUACUUUUGGGGAAAUGAUAUGGAUACGUCUGCGAAAGAAAACAUUUUAAAGAAUGCAUUCGGCAUAACGAAGGCAGGAUUUCUAUACAAGCUUUAGUUACAAUGUCUUUAGUUCUUUUUAAGGGCCAUACUAUUUGUUGUUUCCAAUCAAUACAAUUCGUAGGCUCGAAUGCACAUAACAAUGUAAGAUAUUUGAACCAUUUUUCGUAGCUGUGAUACAUAAGAAUAUGGGUUGAAUGGAUGCUGUGCAAAUUCUAAUGAUGUAAUUAUCCGUAAAAUGCAACACGCCUUGGAACUAGAAUAAUGUACCCUAGGGCUAACUUGAAUUCGAGAACGCGUAACGCCAGUUUGAAGUCACCAAACUAAUAUAGAAGUCGAUAAUAUGAUGUUAUGACACAAACAUGAAUUUGAAAUAAAUCCCCAGCCACUAACUGCCGAUAUCGUGGCACUGGGACUAUUUUGUCAACGUCGAUCAGGUAGGCUAUACAAGCAAAAAUAUCGCCCUAGUUCAAAUAAAAUCGGAGUGCAAUUAAAUUUGGACAUAUGAGAAGGUGAUGACACACGUAAAAGUUACCCAAGCUAUCAGUAAUUAAAUUAAGCAUGAGAAAAUGAAAUAACCACAAAUUAAUGCGAAAGCGUGAGUGUACAUCCGCUUGUCGGUAUAACAGCGACUGCAAGCACAUCAUUUUGGUACGGAAUGUAUAAUUAAGAUGUGAAAUAUUUAUGAAACUUUCUCACUUUCUUGUCGACAAUCAAAGUGAAUUUCGUAAUUUCUCGGUUGAAAUUUUACGUGUAUCUAAAAUCCAAUAUGGCAGUAAGCUGAAUAAAUGACUUCGGAAUUACCUAACUUGAAGUAUAGGUAUAUCUAUGCUCGAUACUUUUCUCCGAUUCCGCUUUUUAUGGUUGACCAUGGCGAUUAGCGCGCAACAGAACUUUAUUCUGGCCUAACUCUGGUCCUGGCCUUGCGUUAAAAAUGGGUCACUCGCUGUUCUUCCAUAAAGGGCCGGAUUUACCAUUGGGCAAAGCAUAGGCUGAAGCCAAGAGGCCUCGGCAUUCAGUAUCAAACAGUAAUUCAUUUCAAAGUUGUUUCUACAUUUUUGGUAUUUUAAUUUUGACUUGUUCCAGAAUGAAAACGCUUUAAAAUUUCUUAAACCUGAUAUCUAUUUAACUUUUUAAUCGGGUUAAUUAACAAUUAUUGUCCCUAAUAUUAACCCUUAAUAGAUUAAAAUAUUAAAUACGGUCAAAUUAAUUGAUUUGUCAAAAAUUUGGAAACUCUACCCCGUCAACCUUAAAAAUAAAAUAUACAAAAAUAAAUGAAUUGAACAGUUUUUACGUUAAUAAUUCCUUUAUUUGAAAAAAGUGAAAAUAUCGAUAUAUAUCUAUACUAGUGUAUGUAAACCAGGGUGCGCUAAGAUUUUUAUGCCAGUGCCGCAUUCAGAAUUUUUUUUGCAAAGGACCACGUAGAGAAAUUGAUUGUGAUGUUACAAUUGCUAUUCCCAUUCGCUAUGACAGUGUCGAAUUUAAUGUUGGCUGAUAUUGUUGAACCGGAGACGAAAAAGCAUUGAUAGUAUUUUAACAAUUCACAGUUUAUAUAUUUUAUAUAAACUCUAAAAAUAAAUUUAAGUUGUGUAUGUAGUUGUAAGACAUUUUCACAACUUUCUCCAAAACCACGGGCCGCACAAAAUGCUUUGGCGGGACACAUGCUGCCCAAGGGCCGUAGUUUGCCCAUCUUUAAUCUAAACAAUAAUCUAUCGCAACUAGAAACGAGUAUUAUGACGUUAAAGUUUCUGCUGCCAUGAUAUUUUUAUUACAGUCUUGAGUUUUUAUUAAAUUCAUCUUACUAUCCAUCAUACUAUCUGAAUUCUUAUAGUUUGUGCAAUUUUAAAUGUUAUUUAUAAAUAUUUACUUUACAUAGCAGGAAAAGUCUAUUAUGACGCCACAAUAGUUUCAGUUGAACGUUAUGAUGUCAUUGUUAAAGACGGGUCUCACAAACAGCAUAGGCUAGAUAAGGUGUCUUCUGGUCUAAACCCGACCCAUAUCAUAAAGAAGAAAAAUUCUGUUCUCAAAUUUCAAUAACCACAUUGUAGUGUUUGGAGCUAUUGUUUGAAAUACCUCAAUGAAACUGUUUUCAGAGCAUUAUCCAGUAUUGCAAGCGAAUUUUCGUUCAAUCACCCACUAAAUAAUGGUCACGAGUAAAAUAUGUACGGUCAGAGGUGCUCUCAAUAUUACAGAAAAAAGAUUCAACCUGAACGCUAUAUAUACAGCUGCAGGGUCGUAGCAAGGGAGGGGGGUUUUGAGGUUCGGAACCCUCUCCUCCCCCUUUUGAAAUGCAAAAAAAAAAGCAACUUUCUGUAUCAUACAUAGCAAUUUUUCGUAGCUUGAGACGCUUUUUAGACCCUCAAGAAUCCUGAAAAGACACAUUUUCCGGCGUUCGGCCGGACCCGUUACCUGUUUCGAUCUAACUAAUUUCAGAACCCUCCUUUGGAUACGCCCCUGUACAGCUGGUCGGGUUUAUCGAGAAUGCAUCAUUUUAUGUUAUAUUAUUAACGGCUGCUCCGUGAGCUAUAUCGCAUUAAGCUUUACAACAUUUUGGACUGAAAUUUGUUAUUCCUGUAUUCAACACCAUAAUACUGAGUUAAAAGACCAUAGUAAUUUGAGUUUGAAAACAAUUUAUAUAUACAUGGUAAAAUAAUAAACGAUGUCAAUUUUUUUGCAACGUCACUGUAUUUUGUGCAUUUCAUUUUCAACCUAAAUAAAUACAUCUGCAAUCAUAUCUGUAGCAAGUCUUAUAUGAGUGGCGGUGCCAAAGUUGACAGAAUCGAGAAGAAGAUAUGUUUUUUUGUUAUUGAGACACCAAAAUGUAUACAAGCCAGCAUAUGAAUACAGCUGCUCAACUUUUAGGAUAUUUUAUUGUGAUGACUUUAUAUCCUGGUAUAUCCUACUUAAUAUAUAUGUUAAUAAUAAUACAAUCAGCUAUAUUGUACACAGCGUUACCUGAAUUCGUUGACAUAAAAAUGGUGCUGCUAAUGAGCAAAGCAGAAGAACUUUAGAGCAGAAUGAAAACUGGUCAAUCUAAGAUUCCAUAAAACAGGAGGCUUUUUCACAAACUGGGUUGAUGUCAAAACAGUGUUCCGGCGAAUUUAUAUGAAAAGCAAAAUUU
Styela clava is the source of this 6009-nucleotide messenger RNA. RefSeq lists its product as uncharacterized. NCBI's taxonomy places the organism in Eukaryota, Metazoa, Chordata, Ascidiacea, Stolidobranchia, Styelidae. The record is from RefSeq and is a predicted model, not a curated record.